AUGGCUGAGGAAGAAAUAGUUGCCGAACUUAAAGACCAAAAUGUCACGUCUGUUAAACGCUUCACUGUCAAGAAACAGGAUGGAAAAAUUGUACCCAGCAACACCUACCUGUUUACAUUUGCUUUAUCUACUGUACCCAAAUCCAUAAAAGCUGGCUAUUUCAAUAUCGGGGUGGAGGUGUAUAUCCCCUCUCCACUCCGAUGUUAUACAUGUCAAAAGUUUGGGCAUGGUUCCAAAUCCUGCCGUUACUCUCAUCGUUGUCACCGCUGUAGCGAAGAUCAUCAGGACUCUGAUUGCACUAAAGAUCCUAAAUGUGCAAAUUGCAGUGGUGACCAUCUGUCGUCCUCUAAAUCUUGCCCUGAGUGGCAGAUUCAAACAAAAAUCUUGAAAUUAAAAUAUGAAACCAAUAUCCCUUUCCAUGAGGCUAAACAACAAAUUCUGAGCCAGACUCCAGCAAAGUUAUCUACUUCUAUCUCCUACUCAGCUGCUGUCUCAAACAAACCAAAAACGGUUUCUAUUUCGUGCCAAACGGAUUUGACGUGGGUUACAUCUGACCAACCAGUGAAUACAGAUACUACACGAUCUCAAUCUCUCACUUUGGCAACAUCUUCCUCCCAGACUGCCACUCAGUCACAAGCUGAGGUUGAUCAAGCUGCUGUUGAUAUUGCUGUACCUGUUGAAACGUCACAAAAACAACGCAAACGCCUAAAUCGUAAAAAACAAUCAUCACAGAGCUCUUCUCCUUUAGAGGUACCUGUAACUGUUGAAGUUCAUAACUCAUUUGACCCUCUGGAGAUGGAGGUGACUCCAUCGUCAGAACACAGAAAUAGAAGUCCAUCUUCCUCCCGUGGCCGUGAGAGAUCCCCCAUAGAACCUCCAUGA
Haliotis rufescens (red abalone) is the source of this 882-nucleotide messenger RNA. RefSeq lists its product as uncharacterized. Lineage: Eukaryota; Metazoa; Mollusca; Gastropoda; Lepetellida; Haliotidae. Gene Ontology annotation, molecular function: zinc ion binding; nucleic acid binding. The record is from RefSeq and is a predicted model, not a curated record. Bases 1 to 882 code for a protein of 293 amino acids. The transcript has a single exon.